AUGGCUCGCUGGCGAGCAUCAUUCCUCGCAGUGAUCCUGUUCCCCUUUCUGGUUGCACUCCAUUUAUACACCGCGCCAUACACGAAAGUCGAAGAAUCAUUCAACAUCCAAGCGGCCCACGACAUCCUACACUAUGGCGUACCUCUGGGCCAGAACGCCCAUCGCAAGCUCAAGGCACUGUACGACCACGUGACAUUCCCCGGCGCGGUGCCCAGGACGUUCAUCGGCGCAAUGACACUGGCGGCCAUUGCAAAACCGAUCGUGUGGUUUUGCGGCGUCGUCGACGGCAUGUCUCAACAGAUGCUAGUGCGCGGUAUCUUGGGCCUCUUCAACGCCGUCGCCCUGAUCACUUACACGUCCGGGGUGCGUCGAGCGUACGGCAAUUCCGCAGCAGCAUGGUACGUCGUCCUGCAAGCCAGUCAGUUCCACGUGUGGUACUACGCGUCGCGGACCCUGCCCAACAUGUUCGCCUUCGGUCUCAGCACGUUCGCCCUCUCGCUCCUCCUCCCCGUCACGCCAUCAACUACAGAGGCCCGCAUCAGACGGACGAGGCUGGCCCUCUACCUGCUCACGCUGGCGGGGAUCAUUUUCCGCGCCGAGCUCGCCCUCCUCCUCGCAUCACAGUGCGCGUGGUUGCUCGUGCGAACCGGUGGGAAUGUCGGCUCCGUGAUCUCCCUCCUCCGUAGAGUCAUCGUCCCGGCAAUCCUCACGGCCACGGUGGCGGGUUUACUACUGACGGUCUCCAUCGACACCUACUUCUGGCAGUCCCGCAAGCUGCUCUGGCCGGAACUGGCGGCCUUCCUGGCGAAUGUGUUCCCCAGGGAUAACGGGCUCGGCGCCUCAGCCUGGGGAACCAGCCCCUGGCACUGGUACUUGACGUCGGCACUGCCGCGGGUCGUGGUGAACCCAUUGCUCCUCGCGCUUGUGGCAUGGAGUUUCACGCAGCCCGGUUUGGCCACGUCGAACCUCGACCUCCUGGCCCCCUCCGCGGGCUAUGUGGCUGUCUACUCUGCGCUCGCGCACAAGGAGACGCGGUUCUUGUUCCCCGUGAUUCCGCCCUUGACGACCGCGAUCGCCCGCACGGCAGAUUUCAUCAACCAGCGUAGGGGGCGCAGCGAGCGCGACCGCAGCCGACAUCGGCUUUCGCGCGCGCUGGGCAUCCCACUCGUGGUGAGCACCGCGCUCACGACGCUCUUGAGCCACGCCGUCUUUCUCCCGCUGUCCGCGCAGACUUACCCCGGCGCGCACGCCCUCUCGGCGGUACACUCGUACUCGCUCGCCUAUCCGCCGCAGCCGACCAUCCGCGUGCAUAUGACCAACCUGGCGCUCCAGACGGGCGUGACGCGGUUCCUGUCGACGCCGUCGUUCACGGGGCCCACAUCGUCCUCCAUGUCCGCACAAGCAGGCCAAGCAGGCCAAGCGGGGGGCCACGACAGACCGGUCUUCUACCUCCCCGGCUCGGCCGACGGACGGAUCCCGGCGCUCUCCUCCAAGCGGCGCACGCAGUGGCGGUACGACAAGUCGGACAAUCAGACCAAGUUCCUCACGCCGACUUUCUGGGCCCAGUUCGACUACGUCGUCGUGGAGGAUCCAGGCCGCGUGGUUGGCCGGUGGGAUGUCGUGGACAAGAUCCCCGGUUUGGGCCGGCCGAGGGUGUUGAAACCGGAUGUGGGGAGGGGGUCGUUGGUGCUGGGUGAUAAGGCCCAGAGGCGCGAGGAUGAUGGCUUGGCCAGGCUUGUCGGGGCCUUAUACGGGGAGUGGGCGAAGCAGGCGUAUGCUGUCGUGCAUGAUGUCGUCAGGGAGGGGUACGGCGUGGACAGGUUACUAGGACGGAAGAUCAGUCUCACCAUGGGAUGGUGGGUGCAUUGGGGGUUGGAGACCAAGCUGUAUGUCUUGAAGAGAGCGGAUGGGGCGAUAGUGCCGUAG
Cladophialophora yegresii CBS 114405 is the source of this 1926-nucleotide messenger RNA. RefSeq lists its product as uncharacterized. Gene Ontology annotation, cellular component: endoplasmic reticulum membrane. NCBI's taxonomy places the organism in Eukaryota, Fungi, Ascomycota, Eurotiomycetes, Chaetothyriales, Herpotrichiellaceae. The transcript is spliced from 2 exons. The record is from RefSeq and is a predicted model, not a curated record. Gene Ontology annotation, molecular function: alpha-1,6-mannosyltransferase activity. The coding region runs from base 1 to 1926 and encodes 641 amino acids. Gene Ontology annotation, biological process: protein N-linked glycosylation.